Messenger RNA from Mytilus californianus (California mussel), 4223 nucleotides. RefSeq names its product inter-alpha-trypsin inhibitor heavy chain H3-like. Gene Ontology annotation, biological process: hyaluronan metabolic process. The record is from RefSeq and is a predicted model, not a curated record. Gene Ontology annotation, molecular function: serine-type endopeptidase inhibitor activity. Bases 324 to 3143 code for a protein of 939 amino acids. Lineage: Eukaryota; Metazoa; Mollusca; Bivalvia; Mytilida; Mytilidae. The transcript has 12 exons.
UUUGGCCAACAAUAAUGAGUUCAUCUGUUGUAUUUAACAAGGACAAUGUAAAAUAAAUCAUGUCUCUUUGUUCGAAAUAUAAAUUGAUAUCAACUAUUUAAGUGCGAUAUAAAUAUCCGAUACACUACCAAGUAAGAAAAUCUGCAGGUGCAUAAUUCAUAAGAGAUCUAUUUAUAAACCGACGUCCUUGAGAGAUUUUAACCGAAAACAAGUGUUAUUAGUUUUGGAAUUUGUGUACGUAGGCGACAGUUUUAAUAGAUGUUGUUGAUACAUUCGUGCAUCCUAUGUGUGUUUAUAAAUUUGUAAAACAAGAGUGAACAAACAUGGACGGGACAGGGAUUCUUAAUUUACUUUUAGUGACAUCUUUCUUAUUUAUGCAUUGCCAAAUUGUAUAUUCAGAAACACAGAAUCCUAGAAUAUAUUAUAUGCACAUAAAAUCUGAUGUGAAAUUUCGAUUUGCAACCACCUUAGUAACCAGCAAAGUAGCUAAUAGUGCCAAGACUCCAAUUGAAGCUCAUUUUGAAGUCACUCUUCCCGAUGCAGCAUUCAUUACAGAAUUCAUCAUGGAAAUCGAUGGACGGACAUAUCCUGGAGAAAUCAACGAGAAAGCGAAAGCCAAGGAGAAGUACGAUACAGCUAAGAAAAGGGGUCAAAGUGCUGGACAUGUGGCACAAAAACCAAGGCAUACAAAUCGUUUUAAUGUUGAUGUAAACUUAGCAGCUGAGAGUAAAGUGACCUUUAACCUUACUUACCAAGAAUUAUUAGAGCGAGUCUAUGGAGAAUAUAAACAUAUUAUAUAUGUAGACCCAGGUCAGAUUGUGGAGGACUUCAAGAUUGACGUAUAUAUUCAUGAGUCAAGGAAUAUUACACAAGUCUCUGUGCCUCGGUUGCGAAAUGAUAUUAUUUCGGGGACCAAUGAAGAGAAAAACGCUUUGGCUGUCAUUGACCGACCGACAAGAAAAUCGGCCACUGUUCAUUAUGCCCCGACAGCCGAUGAUCAGAAACAGAUGUCUGACCAGGGAAUAUCAGGGUUGUUUGUUGUUGAGUAUGAUGUCCAGAGAAAAUUUGAUGCUGGUGAAGUCAUGGUUGUUGAUGGAUACUUUGUUCACUUCUUUGCGCCAGAAGGUAUGAAACCCUUACCAAAAGACGUCUUAUUCAUCUUAGAUGUGAGUGGGUCUAUGAGUGGCACUAAAAUAAGACAACAAAAGAGUGCCAUGAUCAGAAUUUUGAAGGACCUUCCCGAAGGUGAUCGUUUCAACAUAAUGCUGUUUAACGAUAACAAUCGUUUAUGGCAGCCAACAGUAUUGUUGGCAAACAACAAAAACAAACAGGAAGCACUUCAAUAUGUUAACAAAGAAAUGAUCGCAAGUGGAGGGACAAAUAUUAACGAUGCCAUUUUGUCAGGAAUAAUGUUUUUGAAUUCUAUUCCAAGUAAAGAAACUACGGGAAAUCAAAGGAAAAUACUGGUAUUUCUUACUGAUGGGCUAGGCAGUAUAGGCGUUGAUACGGUUCUUGAUAAUAUCGACAAGAAAAAUAUCAGAGGUUUGCCUAUUUUUAGUCUUGCCUUUGGAAACAACGCAGAUUAUGAAUUUGUAAAGAAGGUUGCAGUAAAAAAUAAAGGCGUUGCUAGAAAGAUAUUUGAAGAUUCUGAUGCAUCGCUACAGAUAAAGGGCUUCUACGAUGAAAUUUCAUCAUCUGUAUUACAAAAUGUUACCUUUAAAUAUGCUGCUCAAAAUGCAACCAAAAUGAACUUUGAAGAUUCAGGUGCAUCGCUACAGAAAAAGGGCUUCUACGAUGAAAUUUCAUCAUCUGCAUUACAAAAUGUUACCUUUGAAUAUCUUGACAAAAAUACAGAUGUUACUGAGUAUGCAACCAGAACGAACUUUGAUGCGUUUUUCAACGGAAAAGAAUUAGUCAUUGCUGGCAAAUUAUCCGACGACACCAUACAAGUGCUGAAACUAUUGGUUACUGGUAAUGGGGUGCAUGGAAAUGUGGAACUGGAGCUUGAAUCGGAUAUUCAGAGUCGUGAUCCGGAAUUGUUAAAAGCUGGUAACUUCGAAAAAAUCACCGAAAGAAUAUGGGCAUAUUUAACAAUCAAACAACUUCUAGAAGAAGCCAUCGGUGAAACCAAUGAAUUUGAAAAGAAGAAGUUAAACAACAAGGCUCUAGCAAUGUCUUUAAAGUACAAGUUUGUCACACCAUUGACCUCUAUGAUUGUUUUAAUGCCAGAUGAUCGAGAUUUCGCCAAUUUAGAAGAAAAUGAAGAUGCAAGACUUGCUCUUAGUAAGAUAUCUGGUAAGAAACAAACCAGCUCUACGUUAGGUAAUACGAAACAAACCAGCUCUUCGCCAGGGAGUAGUCCGAAACGAGGAGGGGGCGGAGGCGUAGGUGGAAGCAAUAGUUAUAGUCGAGGAGGAGGAGGUGGAGGAGAUCCACAUUUUAUGUUGAGGAUUUAUGGUAUUGAAUUUCCGCUAUGCUUUGAUGUCGAUGCACGUGACGGAGAUGUUAUCAGAAUGUUGAAAGAUCCAAUCGCAGAUAUAACCAUUUAUGCUGGCAUUGUCAGAUCAACAAUGAAGAAGAAAGAUGGAGAGUUUAAAACAUUUAUUGGAGAAAUUGUUAUACUGGCACCGGCUGCACGAAUUGAUAUAAAACCAGACGAAAUUAAAUUUAAUGGACAUGUAUUAUCCUGGGAUGACGCAAGUGUCUUUGAAAUGGAAGGAAUUAAAAUCCACGCAAAUGACAAUGUACUAAAUGAUAGAACAGUACACAUAGAUUUUGGAAAUGACAUUAGUAUUGAAAUUCGUCGACUUAUGAAAGAAGGUUCUGAACGUGUUGUUAGCUACCUGAACAUGUACAUCGACAACGAAAAAGGAAUAUCAGAUAAGGCUGGAGGUAUCUUAGGCCGGUUUGUUCAUCAAAACACAACUCUGUUUAAGAUUGGUCUUGACAAAAAGGGAAGACAACACGGACACUUUAGAGAGACUGAAAAUACGAGUAAAACUCAUUUUAAUGCAAUUCUUCACAAGAAACCAGAUAUUAUUACUGGCAAAAUGGUCUGGUGUUGGAAUGUUCAUAUGAAAACCAAAGGACUUCUAGGUGGUGACAUAAAAGAUUAUGUCAUUUCUGAUAUUGCUUCUACAUAACUUUGAUUUUUUAUUAUUAUUGUAAAUACGAUUAACCUUUCCGACUUCAAUUUUUUUUUCGGUAGAUUUUAAUGGCCCUGUCAUUCAUAUUCACCACUUAACGACUCCGGUCAGGAAUCAAAUAUUGGACGUUUUAUUUAUUUUUCACCAGCGGUUAACGGAACCUAUAGUAUUAAGGUCUUUAUAAUCCUUUUAUUAACCAAAUGUUCAAAUGCGUGUGCUUAUUUCCGAGAAACAUUGAAUCUAGAUUUUCUUCGGGUGGGGACGAUAAAAGAAACCUAGCUGUUUUUAAUGAAAUAGGCAAUUUGAUCUUUAUCAAAAAGGGCGUGUUGAUCACGACUACUAGGAGCAAAAUUAUCAGCGAAACUCCGGUUUACCAGAAAAUAUCUUUGAACCAUCAACUAUGAGGCCUGUAAAUUUCGUGUUGGUCAACCUGAAAGCGAUAAUCAGCUGCGUAAAAGAUUGAUUUUCUACGAGAACCAGUAAUUUUACUUCUGAUUGUAUAUUGAUAACAAUGACAAUAUGGUCAGAUGUAGAUUUGUAUGUAUAUUUAUAAUUUUUAUUCAACAUUAAAUUCAUAGACCUAAUAUCGCAUCAUAGCAAUAUAUUUGUAUAAAUUAAAUUUGCAUUAAAAAAUGAAUGGUGAAACAUUAGUUUGCACCUGUUUGAUUAUUUGAAUAUCAAAAUGUGUGCCUGGUGUUUUUCAAAAUAUUAUAUAUUAUAGGAUUAAACGUCUUUUGAAAGGAAUUUAUUGGUGUAUAAACUCGACUAAUUCACUCACAAACAAAUAAAAGUCCGAAGGACUUUAAUGAUAUGUUUGUGAGUGACUUGGAUAGGUCCAGUUUAUACACCAAUAAAUUCCUUUAAAAAGGCGUUUAAUCCUUAUAAUUCUUUUAAAUUGGAGAUAAGGAAUUUAUUUUUCCACACUCGUAACCUCUAUCACACGUAAAUUGUAUAUUUGUGUCAUUGAAUAGGCCUGGCACAUGAAUAUAUUUGUUGGUUAACGCAAAAAAUAUGUACUCCAUGAAAUUUGCAAUCUGAUAAAAAAAUAAACUACAAAAACUCUUAUUAUCAUUUAAA